Thunnus maccoyii (southern bluefin tuna) is the source of this 1626-nucleotide messenger RNA. RefSeq lists its product as uncharacterized. The record is from RefSeq and is a predicted model, not a curated record. NCBI's taxonomy places the organism in Eukaryota, Metazoa, Chordata, Actinopteri, Scombriformes, Scombridae. The transcript has 3 exons. Bases 247 to 1521 code for a protein of 424 amino acids.
GUUCAGUUCAUUUCAGACCUAUUCUCCACAGUGAACACCAGUGAGUUAUUUAUCUGCACGAAACUACAAACAGUUAACUGAAAGAGCAAAACACACCACUCAAAGUGAGGAAAACUGCAAGAAAGAAAAGUCAUUAAGAGGAGGAGGAAAGAAAGACAAAGACAAAAAGUACACUCAGUUCUACUGAAGAUUUCUGAAGACAGACUGAUUCCUGAUUCAAAUAUAAAGGACAAAGAAGCAGAGAACAUGGAUGUUGAAAAUCUUGAUGAUCUGAUGAAUUGUGACGACAUUUGGGAGGACGAAGAGUUCACCCUCCCUCGUCCCCCGUCAGCCAUCAGUGAGGAGAGUGCAACAUCAUACGCCUCCUCAUGGUGUUCACUCAGUGGGGAGAGCAUAUCAACAUAUACCACUUGGGGUUCCCACACUGACUCUGAAAUCUCAGAAGUGAUCACACCAUCUUAUGAAGAUGAGGAAGAUGAGACUGAGAUAGAGUCAAGCUCCAGACUGUCCAUCAGGUCAGAAGAGAGCACAAGGCCUGUCUCCAGCGCUGUCUCAAGUCGCCAGGCCAGAGACUCUCAUUAUGAGGUUCUGAGGGCUUUGCCUUCAGGACCUGCAGGACAUGAUGGAUAUCCUGUAUUCACACAGGACGACAAAAAAGCAGCAGCAGCAAACUUGCAACUAGCUGGAGAGGUCAUUGAUCAGGUCAACUCUGUCCUAUCCAUGACCAUACAACCCUCUAUGGAUGGAGGAUCCUUCAGCGUCACUACUGCUGACAGCUGCCAGGUGUCAGACGACAAAACAGCCAAGAAGGCUUUGGAGGGAGCCAUGGUAACCAUGAAAUCUUUCAUCACAGGACGAGGCACUACAGUGAAGAGAAGGAUUCAGACACAGAAUGGUUUCCAUUCUCACAAUAAAGAGGAGGCACUGGCAAGACAAUUUAACCACAAGAUGAAGAGGUCACUAUGGCGGAAGAAGAGGAUUCACCCAGCUCCAGAGGAACAUUUGGUUAAGGCAGGCAUGUCAGGCAGCACUGACUUGACACCUAGAGGCAUAGGAGGAUGGUUGUCCGGUCCGCUAGAGUUGGAGGACUAUGUGGAGGACAAGGACGUGGCACCAGAAGACAUUGUUUCAUCUCUGUCUUCUACUAGCUUUAUUAAACCAGAUCAUCAGGUGGUUGAAAUUACGACUGACGAGUCCACAGAUGAGACGAGAACUUCUUCUCAGUCCAGUGACUUUGGCGAUGAAGAUGAGGAAGAGGAAACCUUUAGCCAGAUCUCUGUGGACCAGUCUCAGCCUGCGUCCAAGUGUCUGAGCAACAACCAAGAUUAUGUGGCGGAGACCAAGGCUAGUAAGAGCAAAGGGCUCUUCAGCCUCUUCCGCAGCAUCUUCUCAAAGAAGAAGAAGAUAAAGAACGAGGAGCAGAACAAGAGGGCUUCUACUGAGAAACAAACUAAACAGCGUCCUGUGUUGAUGCGGCUGUUGCACUCCAGUUCAACAAGCAGCCAUUGCCUUACAGAUUAAAGACCAGAAUCAGGAUCAGCUGGCCUGAUCAACCCCCUCCUUCUCUCCCCUUCUAUUUUACUUUUACUUUACUCUUUCUGUCUACUUCUCCCUUUUUUCUCUCCC